AUGGGGGUUGCCGCAGCUUCAGAUUUCGGUGCGACUAGUCGCCCGGAGAACCAGCCGCAGAGGAUGAACAGCCUGCCUCGAGCAGAGUCGCAUAUGAUGGCGGUAAACACGGUUGUUGCAGAUUCCGGUGCAACUAGUCGCCCGGAGAACCAGCCGGCUAGAAUGAACAGCCUGCCUCGAGCACGUGGGGUGCGCUUGCCUCGUGACGAGGCGGACCGUGCUGGUUAUAACGAGUGGGGAGCAAUGGAACGGAGGGAUGAAGAAGGGAGAGGGGUGACUAGCUUACCAGUGCGGUUGGGAAGUAUGGAAAGGAGAGACGAGGAGGGGAGAGGGGUGACUAGUCUGCCGGCGGAGUGGGGAGCAUUGGAGCAGCGGUGGAAUGCGGUGGGAGAGGCGGGAGGGUUGGGAGGGGCGGGAGGGGUGCCGGCGCGAGUCACUCGCAGCCGGACGGAGGAGAGGAGGGGGGUCAUCAUGUUACCAGUGGAAUGUGGGGCAAUGGAACAGCGGUGGGAUGCGGUGGAAAGGUUGGGAGGUGUUCCAGCGCGAGUCACUCGCAGCAGGACGGAGGGCGGGGGUGCUGGCGAUGGUGAGUGGAGCUGCAAUGAAAUCAGCUGCCUUGGGAUUGGCAGUGGCAGCCCAGGGGUUAUCACGCGCAGCCGGACCGAAGGCGGGGAGGGUUGUCACUUAUCAGACCCCCCCACCCUCCCCCGCGUUCCCUCUUGCGCCCUUCCCCGUGCUUCCCCCUGCGCACUUCCCCGGACGUCCCCUUCUUCCCCCAAAGUCCCCUCCCCCUCCCCGGAGUCCGCCCCCCUGAACCUCCCCUGCUCGCGCUCCCUCCAAGCGUCCAGCGUGACCAAGCCUCGGACGUCCCCCCUGGUUCGGUCGCUAGGCUCGGGAACUUUUGCUAACGGUUACUCGUUUAGUCUGUGGCAGGAAGGGCAGGAGGCGGAGGCGGAGGAGGAGCAGGAGGAGGGGAAGCGGAAUGAGGAGGGGGGUUUGAGUCGGGUCAAAGGUCUGAGUGUUACUGGGAAUGGGAAUGGAAACGGAUACUCGUUUAGCCUAUGGCAGGAAGGGCAGAAGGCGAAGGAGGAGGAGGGGAAUUCGAGUCGAGUCAAAAGUCCGGAUGCUUCCGGAAAUGGGUACUCGUUCAGUCUGUGGCAGGAAGGGCAGAAGAAAGUGGGGCGGGCACGGGGGGGAGUGUUGGAGGAGAAGGAAGGGGAGGGACAGGAGGAGAAGCGGGAGGGAGUGGGGGGAGUGGGGAGUGAGAGGCGCGCGGAGGAGCAGCAGCAGCAGCAGCAGCAGCAGUCAGAGAACUUACCAACGCGUCCGCCCAUCCGUUCCUCUCCCAGGAUUCAACCUUUGGAGAUCCCGUCCUCCUUUCCAGAAGGCCCCCAGGCUACUUCUGAGGCGCCUCAAAAGCAGCAGUCAGAGAACUUACCAACGCGUCCGCCCAUCCGUUCCUCUCCCAGGAUUCAACCUUUGGAGAUCCCGUCCUCCUUUCCAGAAGGCCCCCAGGCUACUACUGAGGCGCCUCAAAAGCAGCAGUCAGAGAACUUACCAACGCGUCCGCCCAUCCGUUCCUCUCCCAGGAUUCAACCUUUGGAGAUCCCGUCCUCCUUUCCAGAAGGCUCCCAGGCUCAGAACAACCGUCUGCUGCGUUCCCCAGGGAGCAGCGCUGCGACUGGGGCUGGGAAUGGUGUUGAGGCAGACGGGGCAGCAGGGGCAGACGGGGCAGCAGGGGCAGACGGGGCAGCAGGGGCAGUGGGAGCAGCAGGGGCAGACGGGGCAGCAGGGGCAGUGGGAGCAGCAGGGGCAGUGGGAGCAGCAGGGGCAGGGAGCAGAGGUGAGCGCAGAAGGACAGGAGGAGUUUGA
Molecule: messenger RNA, 1872 nt
Organism: Closterium sp. Naga37s-1
Lineage: Eukaryota; Viridiplantae; Streptophyta; Zygnematophyceae; Desmidiales; Closteriaceae
Source: the annotation of a GenBank genome assembly